UUGAUGCUGAGGUCGGAGGCAUUAAUGGUGGUGUGGGCAUGUUGAAUGCGGGUAACCGUUUGGAAUGCGUGAGCGGUAGUAUUGGUGGUGGUCAGAAAUAUAUGCGUACGGGUUUGAUCAGCACAAUGCCGAAGAAACAACAGUUGCAACAGCAACAAAAGCAACAACAACACCUUGGCAUCGGCGGCACGAUGUUGGCAACAGCGAAGCCCAAGUACAGUUUAACGCUGCUGAAUGUGAAAAAUCACCAACACAAUAACAAUAAUAGCAGCAAUAUUAAUAAUAACAACAACAACAACCACAACAGCAGCAUGGGUAGCGCUGUUGGCAACUGUCAGUUGCAUCCGCACCGCAAAUCACCACAUCCGCAUCUACAGCCGCAAUACGCUUACUGCCAACAACAACAGCAGCAGCAACAACAACAACAGUUACUGCAACAUCAGCACUUACCACAAAGCAAACGCGAACAGCAGCGGCAACAAUUGUCACAAUCAUACUAUCACCCGCCACCGCCGCCACGUCAUCAGUUACGUGUUUUGCGGCUAUCGUCGGCACCCACUGGCGCGCCCGAAGUCACAACAUCAACAAAAGUAACAGCAAAUGCUGCAGCACGACGUGGCGAUGGCGGCGUUUCUACUGGUGCAGGUGGUGUUGGUGAUAGAAGUAGCGGUGAAUUCACAUCACGCAACUCUACACACUUAGAGCAGUCGCUGGCGUUGACACCCACCACGCCCAUUGCUGCAACAACAACACCAAAUACAAACGAUUGUAAUAAACAUUUAGUUGGCACAAACACAGUGGCGUGUGAUGAUAAUAGUAGUGAUGAUACAUCGGCAACACCGGUAAGAGAUGCAUCUGCCGCAACACUAACAACAAAAACAGCAACAACAACAAGAGCAACAACGCCAACAGCCGAAACACCGACCGCGGGCGCAAUGUCAAAUGUUUUACAAGGAGGAAAAGAGCAACAACAACAAUUAUUACAAUUACAACAACAAAAAGCAAAUAGGCUGUGGUAUCAUUGAUGAAAAACCAAUAGAUUUGAGCGCUUAUCUCUCUUUCUAAGCAAAGGCAGCAGAUUGAAAGCAAUACGCCAGUGAAUUCUACGAUUAGUACAUAGCACACAUAGACAAUUCUUUUGAAACAUCACAUACCAUAGAUCAAAACAGGCGGCAGUGAAGGCAAAGGAUACACAGAAAAAAUGGCUACAAAAGCAAAAAAACAUGUAAGUUAUAAGCCGAAACGAAUAGAAAACUUGAAGACACCGACAAAAAACAAAAAACUAAACGAACUGCAGCAAGAAAAAAAUACGUGAAACAACAAAGCAACAAAUAAAGAAAAUGCGUGCGAAAAGCGGAAAAGCAAACUCUGUAGAGAACAAACGCCCACUGAACAAAAAAGAAACCAAAACCCAAAACAGCAUACACAAGCAAAUAUAUAGCGUAGCACAAACCGUUAGAAACCCAAAAUCAACAGAAAGAAAAUAA
Molecule: messenger RNA, 1487 nt
Organism: Bactrocera neohumeralis
Lineage: Eukaryota; Metazoa; Arthropoda; Insecta; Diptera; Tephritidae
Product: homeobox protein 5-like
Exons: 2
Coding region: 39-1025 (328 amino acids)
Source: RefSeq, a predicted model, not a curated record